Messenger RNA from Penicillium canariense, 663 nucleotides. RefSeq lists its product as uncharacterized. Lineage: Eukaryota; Fungi; Ascomycota; Eurotiomycetes; Eurotiales; Aspergillaceae. The transcript has a single exon. The record is from RefSeq and is a predicted model, not a curated record. Bases 1 to 663 code for a protein of 220 amino acids.
AUGAAACCGCCGACGGAGCCUCGCAAGGACCAACUCACCUCCAGCGCGAGUGAUCUCGCUCCCUCGCCAAAACGACGGCCGCCAAAACUCAGACCACCAAAGCCCGCAAAGAAGUCUACCCCCGAGGACAGACCAAACGAGGCACGCGAGCAGAGAGAAAAUGGAGUUCCAGAAAGGUCGUCCGGUCCCUCUGACAGCUUUCCGAAUGGCGUCGCCUCGGAGUCAAGUCUGAACAACCCCAGCGACAAUUCAACGCCUGGAGAAACGCAGAUGUCCCCCCAGCCUAUGCUCCAGCACCACCGUCAACGAGUACGCCGGAAGUCGAGCCAAUCCAUGGAGCCAGGCCAAGAUCAAGUGCUGGAGCGUGAACAACAAUCCUCGGAAAGUCCAGGAACGCAGCUACAAACCACCCGCGUCCGACAGAUACUCAGCCCGGAGGCUACAACUCAACAGGCUGUUACCGCUCGGAAUCAGGAAGAUGCGCUGUCAGGGCGCACCAUUUCCAAUCCAGCUAACGCGAAUACCGGCGAAGUGGUAGAAACCACCGAAGCCGUAUCAAAGAAAGGAGGUGAUCAACUGCGACUGAGGCUGGAUUUGAAUCUGGAUGUUGAGAUUGAACUGAAAGCAAAAAUUAGAGGGGAUCUUACUCUGCAGCUCCUGUAA